AAUGUCAUCGUCAUUAUGGGGCGGCGAACUACGUAAAGUAAGCGCUCCUCUUUUGAAAAGUCUGCAAACUGAAAUCGACCAAUUAUUAAGGCGCUUUAAGUAUGCCGAAACGGCCUUUUUGAACGUUUAUAAAAAAGUGAUUGAUUUACCAGACCCCGUAGAAGUUCUUGAACAUGUUCAACAAUUACAAAGACGUGCGCAACGAUCUAGUGAAUUGGAACUUGAAAAUAAUCAACUCAGAGACACAUUGAAUGAAUAUAAUAAUGAAUUCGCGCAAGUGAAAAAUCAAGAGGUUACGAUCAAAUCGUUGAAAGAAAAGGUUCGUUCUCUAGAGGAGGAAAUGGAAUCGAAAGUCUGUAACCAAUUAAAGGAGAGAGAACGGCAGCUGGAGCGUUCGUUUGCUGAGAAAGAGCGUGAGAUACAAGACAGUAAUUUAGACGUGGCACGAAGAUUGGGCGAAGCUGAAAGGACGAUAGAAACGCUUCGAUCCGCUCUUAGUCAGGCUCAAUCUGAGCUAUUCGACGUCAAGAGUAAAUACGACGAACGUGCAAAUGCCAAGUUAGUACCUUAUUCUAUUUAA
This is a messenger RNA of Dimorphilus gyrociliatus, 580 nucleotides long. The record is from the annotation of a GenBank genome assembly. NCBI's taxonomy places the organism in Eukaryota, Metazoa, Annelida, Polychaeta, Dinophilidae.